GAAGAAGGAGUAUUGAUUUCAUUUCCGUUCCAUUGAAAGUCAACUCUGUCUCUCAGUCAUACACAGAUCUCUCUUCGUUUCUGCAAUCUCAAUCUCUUCCUUUCACUUCAACAAUGCGAAUCUUCGUUCUGCUUUCGCUCGUAACCCUUCUCUUCUUCUCCUCCUUCUCUCCGAUCCUCUGCAAAGACCUCGCCGACGAUGAGGAUCUAAGCUUCCUCGACGAACCCGAUGAACCCUCCAAUUCGCAUUACAGCCAUGACCACUUCGACGACGAUGCCAAUUUCGACGACUUCUCGGGAUUCGAGGAGACAUACAAAGAGCCUGAGGUGGACGACAAGGACGUCGUCGUUUUGAAGGAGAAGAAUUUCACCGACUUUGUGAAAAACAACCGUUUCGUGAUGGUGGAAUUCUACGCGCCAUGGUGCGGUCACUGCCAGGCCUUGGCUCCUGAGUAUGCCGCCGCCGCCACUGAGUUGAAGGGUGAAAAUGUCAUUUUGGCAAAGGUGGAUGCCACUGAGGAAAAUGAAUUGGCUCAAGAGUAUGAUGUUCAGGGUUUUCCCACUAUCUACUUCUUCAUUGAUGGCAUUCACAAGCCUUAUCAUGGCCACAGAACCAAAGAUGCUAUAGUGACGUGGAUUAAGAAGAAGGUAGGGCCUGGUAUACACAAUAUAACUACAUUGGAUGAUGCUCAACGCAUAUUGACCAAUGAAAGUAAAAUUGUUUUGGGCUUUCUCAACUCUCUAGUUGGUCCUGAAAGUGAGGAGCUUGCUGCUGCUUCAAGGCUUGAGGAUGAUGUCAAUUUCUAUCAAACUGUGAAUCCUGAUGUGGCAAAACUUUUCCAUAUUGACCCAGAUGUUAAACGCCCGGCUUUAAUUCUGAUAAAGAAAGAAGAGGAAAAACUGAAUCACUUUGAUGGGCAAUUUGUUAAGUCGGCAAUAGCAGAUUUUGUCUUCUCCAACAAGCUUCCUUUGGUAACUAUUUUUACUAGAGAAAGUGCCCCAUCAGUCUUUGAAAAUCCAAUCAAGAAACAGUUGUUGCUGUUUGCGACUUCAAAUGAUUCAGAGAAGUUCAUCCCAGUAUUUCAAGAAGCAUCAAAAUCUUUCAAGGGAAAGUUGAUCUUUGUAUAUGUGGAAAUGGAUAAUGAAGAUGUUGGAAAGCCUGUUUCAGAUUACUUUGGUAUCAGUGGGAGUGCUCCAAAAGUACUUGCAUACACUGGAAAUGAUGAUGGAAAAAAAUUUGUGUUUGAUGGAGAGGUGACUGUUGACAAAAUUAAGGCAUUUGGGGAAGAUUUCCUUGAAGACAAGCUAAAACCUUUUUUCAAGUCAGAUCCAGUUCCUGAAAGUAAUGAUGGUGAUGUGAAAAUAGUAGUUGGGAAUAACUUUGAUGAAAUUGUUUUGGAUGAGUCAAAGGAUGUUCUUCUUGAGAUCUAUGCUCCCUGGUGUGGCCAUUGCCAAGCACUAGAACCAAUAUACAACAAGCUUGCAAAACAUCUUCGUGGUAUUGAGUCUAUUGUUAUAGCCAAGAUGGAUGGAACAACAAAUGAGCAUCCCAGGGCAAAGCCUGAUGGAUUCCCCACUCUUCUCUUCUUCCCAGCAGGAAACAAGAGUUUUGACCCUAUUACUGUUGACACUGAUCGUACAGUGGUAGCCUUUUAUAAGUUCCUAAAGAAACAUGCAUCAAUUCCAUUCAAGCUCCAGAAACCAACCUCAAGUUCUAAAUCCGAGAGCCCUGAUGCCACAGAGAGCUCUGAUGUCAAAGAGAGUCAGAGUAGCAAUAGUGAUGGGAAGGAUGAAUUAUGAGGAGUUAAGUGAGAUAUUUUUAUUUAUGGUGACAUAGUUACUGAGGGAGAAAAUAUCACCUAUUUCCUCUCACCCCUGUCCGAUAGAAGGGGGGAGAGGGAGUUGCAAAGGGGAUAAAGCGAGGCAACAUGUGUUACUACCAUCAACUUCAAUUUUUACAACUGUGGGUAUUUUAGAAUUUUUGGGUGAGACUUUAAUAAAUUCCCCUAAAUUUUAAUAACGAAAUUUGCUAUGGACCGUAUACUUGAUACGCUUUUAUUUUCUUCUCUGUAUCAUUAUCGAUAAUUAUGUACGAGGAGAAAUGAUAGAUGUCCGUAAAGAAAUCUCACUCACAUGGCAUAUGC
Molecule: messenger RNA, 2143 nt
Organism: Abrus precatorius (Indian licorice)
Lineage: Eukaryota; Viridiplantae; Streptophyta; Magnoliopsida; Fabales; Fabaceae
Product: protein disulfide isomerase-like 1-4
Exons: 12
Coding region: 114-1799 (561 amino acids)
Biological process (GO): protein folding; response to endoplasmic reticulum stress
Cellular component (GO): endoplasmic reticulum
Molecular function (GO): protein disulfide isomerase activity
Source: RefSeq, a predicted model, not a curated record